This is a messenger RNA of Nicotiana tabacum (common tobacco), 753 nucleotides long. NCBI's taxonomy places the organism in Eukaryota, Viridiplantae, Streptophyta, Magnoliopsida, Solanales, Solanaceae. The record is from RefSeq and is a predicted model, not a curated record.
GGUCUUCAGCUCAAGGUCGUCCACAGUUUCUGGUAUUCUCCACUCACCCAAAUUCACCGCCUGCUGGCCCCGCUUCCUCUCCAACUCUGAUGACUGGUGGUGAAUCCGCUUCUCCCGCAUCGGUUUCUGCUUCGAGUUCUCCAAUUGUUCCAGUUGGAGAAGGUGCUACACAGAUAUUUACUACGCCUCAUGUUCAAGCCGAUCAGGUUUCUGCAUCUGGAUCAGGAUCAAGUGCUGUUAUUAAUCAUCUUGGAACUUCUUCAAACAAUAGAAGGUCUCCUUCACAGUCUUCACCGAAUAAUCAAGAGAGAGCUGGACCGUCAGAUCUUCAAUCUCUUUCAGAAUCAAUUAAAUCUCGAUUUGCUGCAAUGUCGCUGAGGUAUAAAGAGUCUAUAACUAAGAGCACAAGAGGUUGGAAGGAGAGAUUUUUCUCCCGCAACAGUUCAACAUCAGACCAUGGUGCUGAAGCUCGGCAUGAGGUUAGUACUGGGACUGCUGUCAUACCACAUGUGGUGGAACAUUCGGAAACUACAGAGGGUAGCAGAAAUGAUUCUCCCGAAUCAAACAGAUCUGAAGGCAGUUUACCAGCUCAGCAUGCUGACCAGCGGAUAUCAGAGACGGGUCGUGAUUGUUCUUUGACCGAGGGUAAUGGGCAAUCCUUAUGUGCUGCUAGUUCUGGUUCAAACUAAGUUUGGAUGAAGCAUUCUUAAGAAGCCAUGGUAAAGGUAAGUUUUGUCUUAGUUCCUUAUGUCU